Lates calcarifer (barramundi perch) is the source of this 6897-nucleotide messenger RNA. It is a transcript of the gene rasa3, whose product is annotated as RAS p21 protein activator 3. The record is from RefSeq and is a predicted model, not a curated record. Gene Ontology annotation, biological process: negative regulation of Ras protein signal transduction; intracellular signal transduction; regulation of GTPase activity. The coding region runs from base 746 to 3247 and encodes 833 amino acids. Lineage: Eukaryota; Metazoa; Chordata; Actinopteri; Centropomidae. Gene Ontology annotation, molecular function: GTPase activator activity. The transcript is spliced from 24 exons.
GGAAACAAAGAAAAACAGGUUUCUUGUUGAUAAAAUACACCUUAAAACCUAAACUAUGACACAGCUUCUGUUUUGCAUUUGCACGGCAGCAACUCAUGAGAAACUUGUGCAGCUCUUGUUCAUAUUCUAGACAAUAUUAUGUCCAGAUAAUACUUGUUUUUAUGUAGUUUUCCCCAGUGUUCUUAUUGGUUUGUUAAAAUCAAACUGGGUAACAAUUUUGUUGAACAAGCUAAGAUGCAGGACAAGACAUGGGUUCAUAUAUGUGAGUCAGAUAAGAAGGAGGCUUUACGGGUGUGUUGCUGUGUUGUGUUAUAUAAUCAAUGUAAUUUCGCCCUUAUGAUUUAACUUAACUAAAAUUAUCAUUAUUAUCAUACAAUUAGAUUAAGUCAGCCUCUCGUUCAGAGAGUGGGCGGGACUUUAGUCCAGUUUCCUCAAUGACACCACUUUCUCUCCUCCCUCGCUGCCUGGCACGGAUCACCCUCCAUACUCUUGUGUGGGCGGUGUUGUGUGGAGCCACACCUCCGCCGCUGCUGCUGCUGCUGCUGCUGCGGGACUGAAGCCGAAGCCGCUCGCUUGUUCUCAACCAGCCAGCAGCGGCAGUGGUCGGACCGGAGUAUGAUCGCUGUCCGGAGCGCAUAGAUGUGCAAAACCCCUGGAAUAUCCGUGCGCUGGAGAGGCCAGAACAGACCACCGUGGAGGACUGUCUUUAUUUAGUCGACUAAAGGGAAAGAGCCACGGUGAAAGCAUGGCGGUAGAAGAGGAAGGUCUCCGGGUUUUCCAGAGCGUUAAAAUAAAAAUAGGAGAAGCAAAAAACAUCCCUCCAUACCCGGGGCCAAACAGGAUGAGGGACUGUUACUGCACUGUCAACCUGGACCAAGAGGAGGUCUUCAGGACCAAGAUAGUCGAGAAGUCACUUUGUCCGUUCUAUGGGGAGGAUUUCUACUGUGAGAUCCCACGUAGCUUCAGACACCUCUCCUUCUACAUCUUCGACAGGGACGUGUUCAGGAGGGACUCCAGCAUCGGCAAGGUUGCAGUGAAGAAAGAGGACCUGCAGAAAUAUCACGGCAAAGACACCUGGUUCCAGCUACAACCUGUCAGCGCUGACUCAGAGGUGCAGGGAAAAGUGCACCUGGAGCUGCGUCUGAGUGAAGUCAUCACAGACAGCGGAGUCAUCAGCCAUAAACUAGCCACACGAGUGCUGGAGUGCCAAGGUCUUCCAAUCGUCAACGGUCAAUGUGAUCCCUACGCUGCUGUCUCCUUACUAGGACCUUCAAGGUCAGAUGCCAAAAAGACCAAGGUGAAGAGGAAAACCAACAACCCACAGUUUGAAGAGGUUUUUUAUUUUGAGGUGACGCGCCCAUUAAGUUACACAAAGCGGCAGUUUGAUGUUGAGGAAGAGGAUGUUGACAAACUGGCACUGAGGGUGGAUCUGUGGAACGCCAGCAACCUGAAGUUCGGGGAUGAGUUCCUGGGAGGUGUGCGGGUUCCUCUGCGGGUCCUGGGUCAGGCUGGGGUCCACGACGCAUGGUACUUUCUCCAGCCGAGGGAGAACGGAGGGAAGUCAGUGAAGGUAGAAGAGCUCGGCUCUCUGCGUCUGAACAUCGUUUACACCGAGGACCACGUCUUCCCCUCCGAACAUUACACCCCGCUCAGAGAUCUGCUGCUGCACUCUGCUAACGUAGAGCCUGUGUCGGCGUCCACCGCUCACAUCCUGGGGGAGGUGUGUCGAGAGAAGCAAGAAGCCGCCAUUCCCCUCGUGCGGCUCUUUCUUCACUACGGCAAGAUAGUGCCUUUCAUCAGCGCCAUCGCUCACGCUGAGGUCAACCGCACGCAGGAUCCAAACACCAUUUUCCGGGGGAACUCGCUGACUUCUAAGUGCAUUGAUGAGACCAUGAAGCUAGCAGGAAUGCACUAUCUGCAAGUUACACUGAAACCCAUCAUAGAUGAGAUCUGCACAGACCACAAGUCCUGUGAAAUCGACCCGGUCAAACUCAAAGAGUCAGAGAACCUGGACACAAACAGGGAAAACCUCCGUCAGUACGUAGACCGCAUCUUCAACGUUAUCACCACCUCUGGCGUUCGCUGUCCCACCGUCAUGUGUGAUAUCUUCUUCUCUCUGCGAGAGUCUGCUGCCACCCGUUUCCAAGUUGACCAAGAUGUCCGAUACACAGCAGUGAGCAGUUUCAUCUUCCUGCGUUUCUUUGCUCCGGCCAUCCUUUCCCCCAACUUGUUCCAUCUACGGCCGCACCAUCCAGAUCCGGCCACAUCACGAACCCUGACCCUCAUCUCCAAGACGAUCCAGACCCUGGGAAGUCUCGCAAAGUCUAAAUCUGCAAAUUUCAAAGAGUCUUACAUGGCUGCGUUUUAUGACUACUUCAAUGAGCAGAAAUAUGCGGAUGCUGUGAAGAAUUUCCUGGACCUGAUCUCCACCUCCGGCAAAUGGGAUCAGAAGAGUAUUGAAACACCAAUCAUGCUCAAGGAGGGAUUUAUGAUCAAGAGAGCACAGGGGAGAAACCGGUUUGGAAUGAAGAACUUCAAAAAGAGAUGGUUUCGCCUCACCAACCACGAGUUUACCUACCACAAAACGAAAGGUGAGGGAGCUCUGUGCAGCAUUCCCAUAGAAAACAUCCUUGCUGUAGAGAGGCUGGAGGAGGAGUCUUUCAAGAUGAAAAAUAUGUUCCAGGUUAUCCAGCCAGAGCGGGCACUCUACAUCCAGGCCAACAACUGUGUGGAGGCACGCGACUGGAUCGACAUCCUGACCAAAGUCAGCCAGUGCAACCGCAAACGCCUGAGCACCUACCAUCCUUCAGCCUACCUCAACGGCCACUGGCUCUGUUGCAAGCUCUCAGCGGACACAGCCCCCGGGUGUACGCCCUGCACUGGCGGUCUGCCCGCAAACAUUCAGCUGGACGUAGAUGGAGACAGAGAGACUGAGAGGAUUUAUUCCCUGUUCAGCACAUACAUGACCAAACUGAUCAAGAUGCAAGAGGCCUGCGGCAGUAAGUCUGUGUACGACGGGCCCGAGCAGGAGGAAUAUUCCAGCUUUGUCAUCGAUGACCCCCAGGAGACCUACAAAACCCUGAAGCAGAUUGUCUCAGCUGUGCAGACCUUGGAGCAGCAGCACACCAAGUACAAACGGGACAAGUUCAAGAAGACAAAGAUAGGCAGCCAGGAGCAUCCGAUUGGAGACAAGAGUUUUCAGUGCUAUAUCCGCCAGCAGUCUGAGAGCUCCACCUACUCCAUCUAGCCAUGGCCCUUCCCUGUAUACUGUUUCUAUGAUGCCCAGAACCAGCAUAUUUCUCUUUACUGCAAAAAAAAAAAUCCAUCUUAACAACACUCUGAGUCAAACGUUGAGUUUUAAAUCUUUACUCUUCCUUAAAAAAUCAUCACGGUGAGAUCAUUUCUCUUGUUUCCAAUGCAGUGUAUCCAUGCUUGAAGGAAUAUAUCUCUUUUUUUUAUGACUUUUCUGGAAGCAGACGAUGCUGGUUUGGAAACAAGUAUCACCUGAUAUACUGAUUUGUUCAGUUUUAAGGAAAUAAGAGUUUUAGUACUCGCUGCCAAACUGAAUGAGCUGUGAAGAUGGACUUUUUUUGUUGCAGUGUCUCAAGGUGCAUCGCUCCAAAUUUGGAGAAACAGACCUCAGAUCAGCAAGAAAUGGAAAAAGAGGAACAGAGAUACGAAUGAAGAAGAUAAUCACACCAUGCAUCUACUUGGGUCUCCUUUCCGUGAUGGGACGAGAGAACAAACAAAACGUUUUUCACUGGACAGUUUUUGACAGUGACCAACACGCACUUUAAUCGUCUCCAAAUCUAUGGAUGAACAAGCCUCGCAGCACACUUUCAAAAAAGCUUAUUGUAUCUGUUUUGAUUUGUAUUUGGUUAUUUUAAAAGUUGUUGAAAUGUUCCGUUGUAUUUCACACGUCUGACAGACCAAACUCUAGAAGGAAAGAAGGACUGUAUGUAUGUACCAGGUUUUUCUUCUUUUUGUUUUUUUGUUUUUUUUUUUUUGCCCCCAACCUCCUCAGGAAGGCUGUGAUGGUCAAGGGAACAUAAGAAGGGAUUGUCGGGACCAAGCGUGGCCCAGAGCAGCUUGACGUUGGCCAUCAGUUUUAAUCCCUAUCAUAACAAGCUAACAGAUGUAUAGGUUCAAGUUUUCACGUUUCAUUUGAAGCCUUGUUCUGUUGUGGUUAUGAAUUGUGCCCCUGUGUAACCAGUACCUGGGUUAAAGGAAAGUUUUUCUCCUUACAUUGAGUCAAACAACCCCAUGGAUUGCCUUUUUUGUAUGCUGUUUGAAGGUAUGUUAGUUUGCUUAGCAUGGCUGAGUUUAUGGAUGUAUACACUGGAUGGCUGAUUAGCUGAACUCGAUCUAUGAACUAAGAAAUUAGAUUAUGUCCAAACGCAGUUUCUGUUGACAUCAGGGCAGAAAAUGUGUCAUGGGCCCCUAUUAACUCCAACAAUUUGUGCAUAAGCAUAACUUUAUUUAGUAAAAAUGUGCUUACAAUCGACGCUCUGUGGCCACUUUAUUAGAUAUACACCUGUAAAUUGUUAUUUAGUGCCACAGCUCUGCAGUGAAUGCUGUCUUUAUAAAUUUUAUAAUGAUCAGUUUUUGUUGACAUCGUCAUGAAUGUUUAUAUCAAUUGAUUAAUGAGGAUAUAGUUAAAGGCUUUGUCCUUACAAACAUGAGCAGCGUAGAACAUUAGAAACACCUGAAUGUACAGCAGCACCACUAACCAUGACCUCAGUGCAAAAUGUAUGAAUUUAAUUUACAGUCUGCUUAAUCUGUGACGGUGUCAUAAAAUUCAACAUUAUAGGCAUUAUAAAAGUGUCAGAACAGUUGUAUGCAAUAAAGUGGCCUCUGAGUGUAUAUAGUGUGUGUACAGAAUUACCAAACACAUUUUUAAUUGAUUAAAUGACCACAACCUAACUGUCACAUGCUGGGUCUGUGGGUCCUGGGCCUUCCCAAACCCUGGUUGACACGCACACACAUCCAUGGCAGAUUUUUCCCAGACACUCAGUAAAUACACUCAGCUAGGCUAUGAUUAAACAUAUCCUCAAACUGCAUGCAGAUGUAAUUAAGGCAUAUGUUUGUUUCACUCUGUGUGAGUAGGAAAAAAAAAAAUAUAGCCAAACAAUCCAAUCAACUAUCACAAAGCUGAAACUAUGUGUUAGCAUAGCUCAUUAACAAGGAUGGUUUUUAACUUCACUUCGAAUUAAUCCACAUACUAACAUUUUAACCUGUCUCGUCUCAAGUUAUGAUUGUGAAAUGGUUUAUGGUGUGUCACUGAUUGUGUUGCCCAGUUGGCUGCCUAAUAACGUAGUUCUGUUUUAGUGAGUUAGCGCUGUCUUACUUUGGAAAAGCUGCCCCCCCACUCCUCUGUAGUUUAAAAACCUAUUUAUAUGCAUUCCUCUGAGAAACUGCCUGCUGUGAAUCUUAACUGGUCAUCACCUCAGAAUCUGUUGAAGGUACAGGAUUUAUCGUCGCUAACCAGUUGUGUUGUGUUGUUCCACGCUUCCCGAAGGCAAACGCUCUCAUUGGCAUCCAUAUUCAUCAGCACCCACCUCUUGCCAAACCUGUGCAUGUGAAGUAUAGUUGUAGCCACAGCGAUGGUAUGGUAGCCUCCACAGUCAUCUCUGUGUGACCAGGUGACUACAAACCACAGACAAAUUUUGUAUUUUUUUCCAAAACUAAAAUACCUGGUUAUGUAGCCUCUUGGGUGGUCACAGGAUCCCAAACAGUGCCAGUCAUCACUUUUCUAAAAUUCUCUUUUUGAAAAACAAACAAAAAAUAUCAUUGUUUAGAUAUGUUUUUUUUUAUAUAUAUAAAUCUCAAAAUCUAUAACUGUUUUAAAAACAGACAGCAAUUAUUCAGAUGACAUCUUUUUUCUUUUUCCAAUAUGUUGAUCUAUGAACUUUGACGAAGGUUUGACUCUGUUUUCUAUCUUUGUCUUGUCAUACAGAAAUCUUGCUGUGUGUCUGAACUGAAUGAAUGAGGUGUGUGGUUUUUUGUGCGUAUGUUUGUGUCAGUAUGUGCACGAGUGACUGACAUGACGGGUUGUAUUGCCAAUUGAAUUAACCCAGUGUUACAGGUCAAGAAAGGCAGUGUCCCACUUGUUUUUAAAAAAGAAACCACUGCCUGUAAUUUUAUUAGAGUGUAGAAGGACGGUGGAAACACUGUCCCUCUACUCUGGCCUGAUAUAGUCCUCUUGUAUAGAACCACUGAUUCUUUUCAAAACACUUUUGCCAAUAUAUUCUCCCCCAAACAUUUUAUGUAAGUAACACAGUAAUAACAUUGAUGAAUCAUUAAGAGAGCAGUGUUGCUUUAACCUCUGAACUAUGAUGAGUGUUUGUUUCCACUGGUUACAAACUCUCCUCAGGUCUUUUUUCUUUUUCUUUUUUCCUUUCUUUUUUUUUUUUUUUUUUUUUUUUGGCCAAGACCAAGGAGACUCGUACUUAAGUAUAAACCACAAAACACUUCUGUCUCUCAUCCCUAACUUUGUAAUCAUAUUUAUUAUCAUUUUCAGCAAAAACCUUCCCAGAAACAUCAGCUCAGCCGGUGGGGGGUAAUGGCAGUUACAGUAAUGGCAACUCAUCCGACCCUGAAGCCCACACAGGAAUUACUUAUGCAAUAACUGUGUCUCAGCAUGCAAUAAUAUUAACAACCCCUCAGUAAGCCCAUCAAAUUAUCACAAAUUAACAACGCACAUCUGCUGACCUUUUACAGUAAAAUGCCUCUUCAGAUAAACACAUAUUAUAAAGGGAGAACAGUGUAUUUUGUACAAAUAUUUUAAAAGUAUUAAAAUAAGCCUGUUAUUUGUGUACAUAAAACAGUUUGAAUGAAUGGUGAAAAUGUGAUGUUUUUUUCUCCUGAAUAACUAAAUGAAACCAAUAUUAAUGCAAA